UACUGGAAAUUCUCCUUAUCAAGGCAAAGACUUGAAUAUUCACAUAAGUCAAAAGAGACAUGUACAGUGUGAAGGUACCGCACAGGUCUUAUGUACAAGCUUCACACACACAAGACUGAAGUGUGUACAUGCAUACAUUUUCGUCAGCUUUUAUUCUGAAGUUUUUUUUUCCGGAAGUCUAACCUCGAGCGUCGCCUAGGCCUGUGUGUAGCUCCAAACAAGUUGUGUUUAACUUGUUCUGCCCAAUAUUUUUCAGGCAUGCCUCGGGUCUAUGUUGGCAAACUUAGCUACCAUGUUCGAGAGAAAGAUAUUCAAAGGUUUUUUAGUGGCUAUGGCAAGUUAUUAGAGAUCGACCUGAAAAAUGGGUACGGCUUUGUCGAGUUUGAGGACAUGCGAGAUGCUGAUGAUGCUGUGUAUGAGCUGAAUGGAAAGGAACUUUGUGGAGAGCGGGUCGUUAUCGAGCAUGCCCGUGGACCCAGGAGAGACGGAUAUGGCUAUGGGGGACGUAAAGGUGGAGGCUACAGCAGUUGGAAUCGCACCGGCAGGGAUAAGUACGGGCCACCUGUUCGCACUGAACACCGCCUCAUUGUGGAGAACCUGUCCAGCAGGUGCAGCUGGCAGGACCUUAAGGACUUUAUGAGGCAGGCGGGUGAAGUAACCUAUGCUGACGCUCAUAAAGGACGGGCCAACGAGGGCGUCAUCGAAUUUCGUUCCCGUUCAGACAUGAAACGAGCUCUGGAAAAACUGGACGGCACUGAUAUUAAUGGAAGGAAGAUUCGUCUGGUGGAAGACAAACCUCGCCGCCGACGCUCAUAUUCUGGCAGCAGAUCCAGGUCUCGUAGCAGACGGCGCUCUCACAGUCGCAGAAGUAGAAGCUCGUCCAGGUCCCGCUCACGGUCUCGGUCACGCAGCAAAGGGCGAUCUCGCUCCAGGUCAGAGGGGAAGUCGCAUUCCAGAUCCAAGAGGAAAUCCCGUUCUAAAUCCCCAGAGAAGUCUCGUUCUCGCACUCGCAAAUCUCACAGUCCCUCCAAGAGCAGCACUCGGAAGUCUCGCUCCAAGAGCUCAUCCAAAGUCAAAGCCACGCGCAAAUCCCGGAGUCGUUCCAAGGAGAAGUCGUCCAGUAAGAAGUCACGAAGCCGAUCAAGGUCCCGUUCAGAGAGUAGGGGAGAGAAACAUACCUCCAAAUCACCCCCGAGCAAGGAGGCAUCCAAGUCCCCUGCCAAGCGCUCCGCCUCCCGCUCCAAGUCUCGCUCUCGAUCCAGAUCAGCCUCGCAGGAUUGAUUGGAUCUCUGACAAUCUCAGGCCUGUCUGAGGUGUUUACAGAAGCAGAAAGGUUUCAAUCUUCUGGCACAAACUGGGAGGCUGUGAAAUCUAUAAAUCUGUCUUUUCUUGACAGUCUUUUUUUUGUUUGUUUCUUUGUUUGUAUUUUCUGUUAAAUUAAAUAGUUAUUAGAUGAAACUAAUGAAACUCUUUACGUGACAGUAUUUCUCUCUUUAGUGAAGUCCAAAUGUACAAUUUGAGUCGAACAGCUGACAGCAGCAGCGAAACUUGCUUCAUAUUUUUUCAGUCCCAACUAAUACUUUUGUUUGUAAUGAAUACAUUUGCAUGGUUUGUGAUGGUUGUUUUUUUUUUAGCUGUUUGCCUUUUAAAGUCCCCAGUCAUUUUGAAACAGUCUACAUCAUUUAUUUGUAAUGUUAUAUUGUAAUAAAAUAACAGAAUAAAAAGAA
Messenger RNA from Neolamprologus brichardi, 1727 nucleotides. RefSeq names its product serine and arginine rich splicing factor 6b (gene srsf6b). Gene Ontology annotation, cellular component: cytoplasm; nucleus. The record is from RefSeq and is a predicted model, not a curated record. Lineage: Eukaryota; Metazoa; Chordata; Actinopteri; Cichliformes; Cichlidae. Gene Ontology annotation, molecular function: mRNA binding.